Messenger RNA from Dicrocoelium dendriticum, 628 nucleotides. The record is from the annotation of a GenBank genome assembly. Lineage: Eukaryota; Metazoa; Platyhelminthes; Trematoda; Plagiorchiida; Dicrocoeliidae.
GUAUGUUGGUAUCACCGCCAAUACGGUGGAAGAGCUAGACGUUGUCGGGCUCCCUGCAUUAGGCACGACCCAGGGAAAACGAUUAGCCCGCAUACUAGCACUACUAACGUAUCAUUCAAUAACCAAGCAAACCGACUGUUUUACGUUAAGGAUCGACGUUCUUCAAUCACGUUCCUCAUCGACACAGGAGCGGAAGUCAGCGUCAUCCCAGCGACCGCUAGCGACAAGCACUCGAAGCCUACGUACAAUUUGCGUGCGGCCAACGGUUCUCCGAUAGCUUCAUUCGGUCAGCGCAUGAUGAACCUAGACCUCAAUCUUCGCCGAGAUUUUCAGUGGGUCUUCAUGGUUGCGUCUGUACCCUUCGCAAUUAUCGGCAUAGACUUCCUCCGACAUUUUGGGUUGCUUGUUGAUGCUGGUCGCCACAGACUUUUAGACGACCGUACGAAACUAGGUGUUGAUGGUGUCCUUUCAGAUGCCCCGGUAAUCAGCCCCGUAUUUCGGAUCGCAGACGCACCGUCCGACUACUUGAGCCUCCUCUCCGAAUACCCGCGACUGGUUCGACCGGCUGCAGAGCUUCCACCAGUCACGACAGAGGUCGCUCACCACAUAGUUACGCGCGGUCAACCAG